AUGAUGAAUCGUAUCCUACUCAUUGCCAUAUUGGCACUCAGUCCGGUAUCUUAUGUGGCUGGUAACCAAAGAAAGAUUGUCCGUCUUGCCAAGUGCUUUGCGAACGAUGAUGACACUGAUGGCACUCGAUUCUUGGCUGGACACAUGGGCAAUGGCACUGGUACUUUGGCCUGUCUCGGCAAUGUAAGUGCCUGCUUCGAUGAUACUACCGUCGAGACUGUGAAGACAUGCAUCCAAGAUGGCGUCGCUGCCAAUAACACUGGCUCCCGUUUCUUAGCCGGACAUACCGGUGGCGACGGCGACGAAGGAAACGGCGAAGGUUUUGGUAUGGGUGGCUUCCGUCCUCAAAAGGGCAGUGGCCGAGGUGGUGCACUAGCAGGCAUUGUACAGGGCUGCCUUGAAGAAUACAAGGAUUGUAUGAAAGAAGAAGUCCGAACCUUCAUCAGAGAAAAGCUUCCAGCUUGUGUAAAUACAACCACAGUUGCCCUUGGUGAAUGCUACAAGACUAACGCUGAUACUUGUAGCGACAGUUGCUCUCAAGCCGAUAUCCCCGAUUCCAAUCCUUUUUCAGGUGCUUCGUCCACAGGAGUCAGGGCCUGCCAAGGGUUUCAAAAUCAGAUCAUGAACCCAUCUUGUGACAUUAUCGACUGCUGCCCAGAGUGUGAAACUGAGUUCAGUGACCUCCUGACCUGCGUCGGCCAAGAGCUCCUAGAGUUGCAGCCCGAACCUUGUGAAUUGACCUGUCCUUCCGAAAGUACUCGCCGCAAGCUUAGUACUUCCAGCGAGCUCAGGCAAUAUGCCACGCGGAAGUUGGCUGGACACGUGGCCACUGAACCCGAUGCCGCCAUUGUUGUGGACGAGUGUGCUGUCUACUUGGAUACGGAAGAAGAAGCUUUGACUUCGGAUGCUGUUACUGACAAAAUUUUAGAUGGUGAAUUCAUCAGCUGUGUCGCUGAUGUUGCCAUUCUUGUUGCGGAGGAGCAGAAGGAAUUCGCCAUGGACCAUAACAAUGGUGACCAGAGCGCCUCGUCUUCCAGAAACAGUGUGAUGAGCGUGACUGUCUUCGCUGCUGUCUUUCUUGGGCUUGUCGGCUUGAUGUAG
This is a messenger RNA of Cylindrotheca closterium, 1101 nucleotides long. The record is from the annotation of a GenBank genome assembly. Lineage: Eukaryota; Bacillariophyta; Bacillariophyceae; Bacillariales; Bacillariaceae.